Messenger RNA from Trichomycterus rosablanca, 1863 nucleotides. It is a transcript of the gene dpf2l, whose product is annotated as D4, zinc and double PHD fingers family 2, like. Gene Ontology annotation, biological process: positive regulation of transcription by RNA polymerase II. NCBI's taxonomy places the organism in Eukaryota, Metazoa, Chordata, Actinopteri, Siluriformes, Trichomycteridae. The record is from RefSeq and is a predicted model, not a curated record. The transcript has 11 exons. The coding region runs from base 29 to 1237 and encodes 402 amino acids. Gene Ontology annotation, molecular function: histone H3K4 methyltransferase activity; transcription coactivator activity; histone binding. Gene Ontology annotation, cellular component: MLL3/4 complex.
GCAUCAUUUCGACCAUUACAACAAAAAAAUGGCGGCGGCCGUUGAGAAUGUUGUUAAAGUAAUGGGGGAGCAGUACUACAAAGAUGCCAUGGAGCAGUGCCACAACUACAAUGCUCGACUCUGUGCAGAAAGAAGCAUCCUUAUGCCCUUUCUUGACUCCCAGACUGGAGUGGCUCAGAGCAACUGUUACAUCUGGAUGGAGAAAAGACACAGGAGUGCAGGCGUUGGACCAGGUCAACUAUAUACAUAUCCAGCUCGUCGUUGGAGAAAGAAGAGAAGGGCGCAUCCACCAGAAGAUCCUGCUUUGGUUUUGCCUCCACUUAAAGCAGCUGAUGUGGAAUUAGGAUUAAAGAAAGAUGGAUUGGGACCACUGGAUGGCAGCAGCCUGGAGGCUCUGCUGAAAGGAGAGCCGCUGGAUAAGAGAGUUGCACCAGAACUCAGAGGACCGGAGGAGGACCCAGCUGUUGCGGACAUUACAGGAGCCACUGGGGCCAGCACCCACAGUGGAUCCACACGUGCCAGAAAGAGAAUCUUAGAUCCAGAAGAUUAUCUGGAUGACCUGGACGAUGAAGACUUUGAAGAGGAGACCCCAAAAAGACGGAAAGGAAAGUCCAAGGGUCGAGUGGGAAAUGGGAAGAAAAAAUCAGAAGCUGCCGCAGCAGCACUGGAAGAUCGUGAAAAACCAUAUGCCUGUGACAUCUGUGGUAAGCGUUAUAAAAAUCGACCUGGCCUGAGUUAUCACUAUACCCACUCUCACCUGGCUGAGGAAGAGGGAGAGGAUAAAGAGGAGCCUGAGCCCCCUCCUCCUCCACCCCAACAAGAGACCAAGACCCCUAAGAAAGGUCCUAAUGGUUUGGCAACACCAAAUGAUUACUGUGAUUUCUGCUUGGGUGACUCUAACAUGAACCAGAAGACCGGACAAUCUGAGGAACUUGUGUCCUGCUCUGACUGUGGACGGUCAGGUCAUCCCUCCUGUCUGCAGUUUACAGCAGUAAUGAUGGCCGCAGUGAAAACAUACCGGUGGCAAUGCAUUGAAUGUAAAUGCUGCAAUGUCUGCGGUACAUCCGAGAAUGAUGACCAACUGCUGUUCUGUGAUGACUGUGAUCGAGGAUACCAUAUGUAUUGUCUCACCCCACCCAUGUCAGACCCCCCAGAAGGAAGUUGGAGUUGUCGUUUGUGUCUGGAUCUUCUGAAGGACAAGGCUUCAAUCUACCAAAGCCAGAAUCCUACAGAGUAACAACAUCAACUAAACUGUUCAUAAACAACACUAGAUUCCCAUCAUCUGUUUAUACACACCCAGUAAAAUGUUUUUACACUACUAGAACCUUGUAACCUCAUUACACCAGUACGGUGGCACUGAGGAGGCUUAAAACUAAAAGUGAGAUGGAGACAUUUGACAGCUCAAUGACCUUCACUUCACAUCACUGUUACCAUGUUCUUAUGUGACACAUUGCUAUAUAUCUAUAUCUAUAUAGUGGUUGUUUCAUUGAGCACACUAAAAUGCAAAGGAAAUUGAUUAUUGAAAAAAAGAAAUCCUCACUAGUUCAUAUUUGAGCUGGUUUAUUUUACAGCAUACUUGUUACCAGUAUAUAUUUUUUCUUGUGUUGUUUAUAGUGCAUGUUAAGAAAAGUACAUUGCCUUUUUGACAAACUAUGGUGCAUUUUAGUAUUUGACUUACACACUUGUUGUUAAACUUUUACUUGCAGAUAUCAGUGGUGCCAAGUUUCACAAUCUUAAAAGUUUUGUCUACAUUCCUUUAAGUAUUUGAAGAAUUGUUGAAUAUUGUAUCGGUUAGUAUUUGAUAUUGAAUGUGACACCAUCCAUUUUUGUAUUGCCUUUGCUCAAUAAACUCAUGUUACACAA